Carica papaya (papaya) is the source of this 3279-nucleotide messenger RNA. The record is from RefSeq and is a predicted model, not a curated record. NCBI's taxonomy places the organism in Eukaryota, Viridiplantae, Streptophyta, Magnoliopsida, Brassicales, Caricaceae.
GAAGCAGUCCAUAAUCUAUAGGUAGUUAGGAUAAAGCCCGUUACGUACCAAUUCUCUCAUUCGUAACGGACUCUGCUCAUACCAGAAGUUCCUAAUUUUGAAAUCCCUUCCUUUUCUUCUUAUUUGUUAGUAUAUUAAUCUGUCAGAUACCACAAGGAUAAGCGCAUUGCUCUCAGAUUGUGUACACAAGUUGAUAGAAGAGCAAGCUUUGAAUUGAGUGGAGGAGCGAAUCGAAGAGAAGCGGUGAACCGAAGAGGUAUCGAACAUUGAUCGGAAGAGGAGAGCUGACAAUGGCGGAAUCUAAUGCGUCGAAGAAGUCUCUGGUCUUUGCUUACUACGUUACUGGCCAUGGAUUUGGUCACGCCACUCGUGUUGUUGAGGUUUUAGGGUUAUCAAUCUGUGCAUUAUGCUCAUUAAUCACAAACUUCAUGUAUCAUGUUCGUGCAACUCCAUUGACAAAUUUUUUUUUUGUCCGAUUACAGGUGUUACUAGACUGCGGAGCUGUUCAGGCAGAUGCUUUGACUGUUGAUCGCCUUGCCUCCUUGGAAAAGUAUUCUCAGACUGCAGUAAUACCACGAGAUUCUAUUUUGGCAACGGAGGUGGAAUGGCUAAAGUCUAUCAAAGCUGACCUUGUGGUUUCAGAUGUUGUCCCCGUCGCAUGUCGAGCGGCAGUAAAUGCUGGAAUUCUUUCUGUUUGCGUUACAAACUUUAGCAAAAAGUCUGAGAUAGCUGAAGAUUAUUCCCACUGUGAAUUUUUGAUACGUCUACCGGGGUACUGUCCUAUGCCUGCUUUUCGUGAUGUUAUUGAUAUACCUCUUGUUGUGAGGAGGUUACACAAAUCUAGAGAAGAGGUGAGGAAAGAGCUUGGAGUUAAGGACAACAUGAAGCUAGUAAUUUUCAAUUUUGGUGGUCAGCCAGCUGGAUGGAAUUUAAAGGAGGAGUAUUUACCGGCUGGUUGGUUGUGCCUUGUCUGUGGUGCUUCAGAGAAGCAGCAGUUUCCCCCUAAUUUCAUCAAACUCCCAAAAGAUGUCUAUACCCCUGAUCUGAUUGCAGCUUCAGACUGCAUGCUUGGAAAAAUUGGGUAUGGAACAGUUAGCGAAGCUCUUGCAUAUAAGUUGCCAUUUGUGUUUGUGCGGAGAGAUUACUUUAACGAAGAACCAUUUUUGAGGAAUAUGCUUGAGUUCUACCAGAGUGGUGUUGAGAUGAUAAGGAGAGAUCUGCUGACUGGAUGCUGGAGACCCUACCUUGAGCGUGCCCUCUGCUUAAAACCAUGCUACGAUGGAGGCAUCAAUGGUGGUGAGGUGGCUGCUCAAAUACUGCAAGAUACAGCUUUAGGAAAAAAACAUUCUUCAAAUAAUCUUAGUGGAGCAAGGAGAUUGCGAGAUGCCAUAAUUCUUGGGUUUCAACUGCAAAGAGCUCCUGGUAGAGAUAUAUCUGUUCCAGAAUGGUAUAAUAUGGCAGAAACUGAACUUAGUCUUCGCUCUGCAUUACCAACUGGUCAAUUAACUCAAAUAAGUUCUCAAUGCAUAGAAGGCUUUGAAAUUCUUCAUGGGGAUCAUCUGGGCCUUUCUGAUACAGUUAGCUUCUUGAGUGGCUUGGAACAACUAGCUUCUGUAUCUGAGUCAUCUAAAAGUACCAAAAAUCCAACUAGGGAGAAUCUGGCUGCUGCUACACUAUUCAACUGGGAGGAGGAAAUCUUUGUGGCAAGGGCACCUGGGAGGCUAGAUGUAAUUGGAGGCAUCGCAGACUAUUCAGGAAGCCUUGUCUUGCUAAUGCCUACAAAAGAAGCUUGCCAUGUUGCUGUUCAGAGGAAUCACCCAAGCAAGCAAAAGCUGUGGAAGCAUGCUCAAGCUAGGCAGCAUGCCAAAGAAACCCCUAUUGUUGAAAUUGUAUCAUUUGGGUCAGAAUUAAGUAAUCGUGGGCCAACAUUUGAUAUGGACUUAUCUGAUUUCUUGGAUGGUGAGAAUCCAAUAUCCUAUGAGAAGGCAUGCAAAUACUUUGCACAGGAUCCUUCUCAAAGGUGGGCGGCAUAUGUUGCAGGGGUAAUUCUUGUACUGAUGAAAGAAUUAGGGGUUUGCUUUCAGGACAGUAUCAGCAUACUGGUUUCCUCUGCAGUUCCAGAAGGCAAGGGGGUUUCUUCUUCGGCUGCAUUGGAAGUGGCUACCUUGUCUGCUAUUGCUGCUGCACAUGGUUUGGACCUUGCUCCUAGAGAUGUUGCUUUGCUUUGCCAGAAGGUGGAGAAUCAUGUUGUUGGAGCUCCAUGUGGGGUGAUGGACCAGAUGGCUUCUGCAUGUGGCGAAGCAAACAAACUUCUUGCAAUGGUAUGCCAGCCUGCUGAGGUGCUAGGAGUUGUCGAGAUACCUGCCCAUGUUCGAUUUUGGGGGAUUGAUUCUGGAAUAAGACACAGUGUCGGUGGUUCAGAUUAUGGUUCCGUGCGAAUAGGGGCUUUCAUGGGCAGGAAGAUUAUAAAAUCGUUGGCUGCUGCAUCAUCAUCAAUCUCUUUGCCAGGAAAUAACCCUGAAGAAAUUGAGGAGGACAGCUUUGAGUUACUUGCAGAGGAGGAAUCGUUGGAUUACUUAUGCAACCUCACACCUCAUAGGUAUGAAGCUCUAUAUGCAAAUAAGAUUCCAGAGUCCACUACCGGGGAAGAAUUCAUUAAGAUGUAUAAAGAUCAUAAUGAUUCAGUCACAACAAUAGACCAAAAAGUCAGCUAUGCAGUAAGAGCACCCACUGCGCAUCCAAUUUAUGAGAACUUCCGUGUUAAGGCUUUUAAAGCAUUGCUAACAGCUGCUACUUCCGAGGAACAACUCACUGCUCUUGGGGAACUAAUGUAUCAGUGUCAUUACAGUUAUAGUAAGUGCGGACUUGGCUCCGAUGGAACAGAUAGGCUUGUAAGAUUAGUACAAAAAAUGCAACACUCUAAGAUCUCAAAAUCCGAAAACGGUACACUGUAUGGAGCAAAGAUCACUGGCGGAGGCAGUGGUGGGACUGUUUGUGUGUUUGGGAAGAAUUCCUUGAGAAGCAGUGAACAAAUUCUUCAGAUUCAGCAGAAAUACAAAGAUGACACUGGAUUUAUGCCAUAUGUCUUUGACGGUUCUUCACCGGGUGCUGGCAAGUUUGGAUAUCUAAAAAUUCGUCGCCUCACCUAUGCGAAAUCUAUUUAAUUUCCUUAAGAAAUUAUUUAUUUAUUCAUUCAGUUUGGCAUAAGAAUAUAUAUCUUGGCCGGACCAGCCAAAUAAAUGCUCUUGGAAAAAUGACAUCUAUUACCCAAUUUGCCAA